CCCACACUGCACAGUCUCUUCAUCAUCCGGAGACGAUCGCUGUUCGAUGUCGCCCUUGGCGCGCAUUGCAGACGUACUAAUAGCUGCGAAUCACUCCUCCAAAGUGGUUCGGUCUGCUCUUCACGGCUCUGCGUUCUUGCGCAACGUCGAGACUGCAUCUUCGACCAGGACGAACAGACAAGAUCGGGUUGACUGAGCUUACAGAACAGAAAGCCACCAUGUCGGACGAGAAAUAUGGCGAGCAGUGUGCUGUCGAGCGCGAAGAUGCGGUCUUGCCCAAUGCAGGCGAAUCUACGGAAAAGAUGUCGGCCAAACGAUAUCUCUUGACUCGCUUUUCGACUUUGAAGCCGCCCAUGGACAAGCUCGACAACCCCAUUAAACUCCUCCGUUCACUCAAUCGCAAGCAAUGGCUGUUCUUUUCUUGCUCAUUUAUUGCGUGGACUUGGGACGCGUUCGACUUUUUCACUGUCAGCUUGACAGUCAGCAAUCUCGCGGAAACAUUCGGUAAGACGAAGAAGGACAUUACGUGGGGUAUCACGCUCGUUCUGAUGUUCAGGUCUGUUGGUGCGAUAACUUUCGGACUCGCAUCAGACAGAUACGGGCGAAAAUGGCCGUUCGUCGUCAACAACUUGCUCUUCAUCGCACUUGAGCUUGGUACAGGAUUUUGCAAUACUUACGACCAGUUCCUUGCUGUCCGAGCUCUCUUCGGUAUUGCAAUGGGGGGACUCUAUGGAAAUGUGGCGGCCAUGGCACUUGAAGACUGUCCACAAAAGGCACGAGGUAUCAUCUCUGGCAUGUUGCAACAAGGCUAUGCGUUUGGAUACCUUCUCGCCACCGUUUUCUCCAGAGCCUUGGUCGACACAACCUCUCACGGCUGGAGACCAUUGUACUGGUUUGGUGGAGCCGUACCUGUUCUCAUCAUCGCUUUCCGUCUUUUCCUCGGCGAAACCGAUGCAUACAACGAGCGCAAGCGAGUCCGUGAGAGUGGAGAUGGUGUCGGCAAGACCUUCAUCAAGGAAGGCAAAGUCGCGCUAAAGCGUCACUGGAUGCUGCUGAUUUACAUGGUUCUCUUGAUGGCUGGUUUCAACUUCAUGAGCCACGGUUCUCAGGAUCUGUAUCCGACCAUGCUGGAGAAUCAGUAUGAUUUCUCCGCAAACGCAGUGACUGUCACCCAGGUUGUGGCUAAUCUUGGGGCCAUUGCGGGCGGAACCACAAUCGGCUAUCUUUCACAGUCAUUCGGACGUCGCUUUGGCAUUAUCUUCAUCUCUAUUAUCGGCGGUGCAUUGCUCUACCCCUAUUCCUUCGUUAGCAACGAGCGCGUUAUGGCUGCUGCUUUCUUCGAGCAGUUCUGCGUCCAGGGAGCUUGGGGUAUCAUUCCCAUCCACCUUAUGGAGUUGUCUCCAGGAAGUCUGCGUGCUUUCGUGGUCGGUACUUCCUACCAGCUCGGCAAUCUGGUCUCUUCAGCAAGCUCCACAAUCGAGGCCACGAUUGGCGAGCGCUUUCCUUUGCCAGAUAAGAUCGAGAAGAAUGGCAAACACGUCUCCAGAUAUGCUUAUGGCAAAGUUAUCUGCAUUUUCAUGGGUUGCGUCUAUGCAUAUGUCAUUCUCUUGACGUUCCUUGGCCCAGAAUAUCGAGGUCGCUCCAUGCUGGCUCGUACUGAUGAGGACCUCGCGGAAGCUGCAGGUCAGCAUGCUAUCGAGAAUGCGAAGCACGAACAGCAUGGGAGUGUCCGCCAUCAUUCCGAUAGCGAUGUUGGGAAGGUCUAGGCAUUGAAGGAGAGGCAAUAAGCUCUCUAGAUCUGGUUACGUAGCUUUCCGGUUUGAAGUUCAAUGCUGACAUUCGGAGUUAUGAAUGAUGAUCACCGUC
Molecule: messenger RNA, 1866 nt
Organism: Pseudocercospora fijiensis CIRAD86
Lineage: Eukaryota; Fungi; Ascomycota; Dothideomycetes; Mycosphaerellales; Mycosphaerellaceae
Exons: 3
Coding region: 219-1766 (515 amino acids)
Biological process (GO): plasma membrane lactate transport
Cellular component (GO): plasma membrane
Molecular function (GO): secondary active monocarboxylate transmembrane transporter activity
Source: RefSeq, a predicted model, not a curated record